Messenger RNA from Abrus precatorius (Indian licorice), 3608 nucleotides. RefSeq names its product suppressor of RPS4-RLD 1-like. Gene Ontology annotation, biological process: negative regulation of DNA-templated transcription. Lineage: Eukaryota; Viridiplantae; Streptophyta; Magnoliopsida; Fabales; Fabaceae. Gene Ontology annotation, molecular function: protein binding. Bases 277 to 3396 code for a protein of 1039 amino acids. The transcript is spliced from 23 exons. The record is from RefSeq and is a predicted model, not a curated record.
ACUCAGGUUAACUUGGGUGGAUUUGACGCGUUUGUGCCGUGCACGUGACCGGUCGUUCGAAUCACCGUUACUCUUUAGGCAGUCUCCUUCUUUCUCUCUCAAAGUCCUAAGCAACAAGUUCCCAAACUCAACAGCACUCUUUAAUCUUCUGUGUUUCAUCACUGUACAAGUGCAUUUCAGCCCCAAAAUUUUCUUUCAUCAGACCCCGUUCAAAUUGAAACCCCGAAGCAAGCGAAGAAGAAAAAGUGUCACCGAUCCGUGCACCUCACGUGACCCAUGGCUCCCGCUAUCUCCGAGCGAGCCGAGUUGGCCAGGCUCUGCGCCUCGAGAGACUGGUCCAAAGCCAUUCGAAUCCUCGAUUCGCUCAUUUCUCAGUCCGGUGCAAUCCGAGACAUUUGCAACCGAGCCUUCUGUUACAGCAAACUAGAGCUUCAUAAGCACGUGAUUAAGGAUUGCGACAGAGCGCUUCAACUUGAUCCUAUGGUUCUUCAAGCUUAUAUUCUCAAAGGUUGUGCGCUCUCUGAGUUGGGAAGGAAAGCGGAUGCUCUAUUGGUAUGGGAGCAAGGCUAUGAACAUGCUCUGCAUCAGUCUGCAGAUUUGAAACAGCUACUAGAGCUUGAAGAGCUUAUGACGACAGUGAAGCAUAGCAACAAUGCACAGUGCGAAACCCAUGGGUCAUCCCUGCCACAAUCUGCAUCAAAUUCUCAGGGUAAUGGGAACUCGGUUGAAACUCAUAAGAAUCAAGAUAGGUUGAGCAAUCAAGCUGAUUUAUGUGGCAAUGCUAGUGAUAAAUCUGAGAUAUGCCUGAAGUCUACUGAUAACUUUGACUCAAAAAAUGAAUUGCAUGAUGAAGAUAGGGAGUCUAAUAAAUCUGAUGGCCAAGUGAAUGGGAGCCCUGAUGUUAUUGACACACUUAGUUACAAUUCUGAAUCUUGUAAUGACUCAAGUGAUGCCUCAGAAUCGUGUGAUAAAGUAUCUACCAAUAGUACUGACUCUGUUAACAUGACUGAGACUUUUAGAAACCCACGUAGUAAGUUUAUUUUUCCUAAUGAAAGAAAAGAUGAAGCAAAGAAAAAUAAGAAGUUCUGCAUUGCUCGGAUUUCAAAGACAAAUUCUGUAACUGUAGAUUUUCGACUCUCAAGGGGUAUAGCAGAGGUUAAUGAAGGAAAAUAUGCUCAUGCCAUAUCCAUUUUUGACCAGAUACUGAAAAAGGACCCUGCAUAUCCCGAGGCACUGAUUGGAAGAGGUACAGCAUAUGCAUUCCAGAGAGAACUUGAUUCUGCCAUAGUUGAUUUUACAAAGGCUAUACAAUUUAAUCCAUUGGCUGGUGAGGCAUGGAAACGGAGAGGUCAGGCCAGGGCAGCCUUGGGAGAGUUUAUUGAGGCUAUUGAAGACUUGACCAAGGCAUUAGAGUUUGAACCUGACACAGCAGAUAUUUUACAUGAGAGAGGAAUUGUCAAUUUCAAAUUUAAAGAAUUUGGUGCAGCUGUUAAUGACCUUUCAGCUUGUGUGAGGCUAGAUAAGGAUAAUAAGUCUGCCUACACAUAUUUGGGUUUAGCAUUAUCUUCGAUUGGUGAAUAUAAGAAAGCUGAGGAAGCACAUCUGAAAUCACUUCACCUUGACAGAAAUUUCCUUGAAGGAUGGGCACAUCUGACUCAGUUCUAUCAAGAUUUAGCAAUGCCAACAAAAGCACAGGAAUGUCUAAAUGAGAUGCUACAAAUUGAUGGGAGGUUUGCAAGAGCUUAUCAUUUGCGUGGCCUUCUAUUCCAUGCAAUGGGUGAGCACAGGAAGGCUAUCAAGGAUUUGACAAUGGGGUUGAGCAUUGACAGCACCAAUGUUGAAUGCUUCUAUUUACGAGCUUCCUGCUACCAUGCUGUUGGACAAUACAAAGAAGCAGUUAAGGAUUAUGAUGCUGCACUGGAUUUGGAAUUGGACUCGAUGGACAAGUUUGUGCUCCAGUGCCUUGCCUUUUAUCAGAAAGAGCUUGCUCUGUACACAGCCUCAAAAUUUAACAGCGACUUUUGCUGGUUUGAUAUUGAUGGGGAUAUUGAUGCACUUUUUAAGGAGUACUGGUGCAAGAGAUUGCACCCAAAGAAUGUAUGUGAGAAGGUUUUCAGGCAACCUCCUUUACGUGAGUCUUUAAGAAAGGAAAAGCUUAGAAAGCAAGAAUUUACUAUUACAAAGCAGAAGGCUACUCUUCUACUGGCUGCAGAUUCCAUUGGCAAAAAAAUCCAGUAUGAUUGUCCAGGAUUCCUACCUAAUAGACGUCAGCAUCGUAUGGCUGGACUUGCUGCUAUUGAAAUUGCACAAAAGGUCUCAAAGGCUUGGCGUGCUAUGCAUGCUGAAUGGAAAUAUUCUGGUAAAGGCAACUCAAAAAAUGGAAGAAGGGCCAGGAGAAGGGAAAGAAUUAAUACCCCCAGUCAAAAUAGAGGCGGUGCUGGUUGUAGCACAAGCAGUACCUCAGAAACAUCUUCACCUGGAAUUAUAGAUGAUAGAUCAUCCAGCCGUAUAUUGUCAUGGCAUGAUGUUUACUCAUUAGCUGUUAGAUGGAGGCAGAUUUCUGAGCCUUGUGAUCCUGUUGUCUGGGUGAACAAGCUAAGUGAAGAGUUCAAUUCUGGAUUUGGUUCUCACACCCCUAUGAUUCUUGGGCAAGCUAAAGUUGUCCGUUAUUUUCCUAAUUAUGAAAGGACAUUAGAUAUUUUGAAAACUGUCAUGAAAGAAAGAUCAUUUGUCCGGAGCAAAACAGAUGAGAUCAUUCAUCUUUCCAAAGAUGGGAAAUUAGAAGAGAUUAUGCAUGCAAAAUCGUGCUCUGAUCUUUAUAGAGUUGUUGGUGAGGAUUUUUGGUUGGCUACCUGGUGCAACAGUACUGCAUUUGAAGAGAAGCAGCUUGAAGGGACUAGGAUAACCCUUGUAAAAAUGGGGGAGCAUGGUUUUGACUUUGCAAUCAGAACACCAUGUACACCUGCUAGAUGGGAAGAUUUUGACACAGAAAUGGCAGUGGCAUGGGAAACUCUCUGCAAUGCUUACUGUGGUGAAAAUUAUGGGUCUACUGAUUUCAACGUGCUUGAAAAUGUGCGAGAUGCAAUUUUAAGGAUGACGUAUUACUGGUAUAACUUUAUGCCACUGUCUAGGGGAUCCGCUGCAGUUGGAUUUAUUGUUAUGUUGGGCUUGUUACUUGCUGCCAAUAUGGAGUUCACAGGAAGCAUACCACAGGGUUUACAAGUAGAUUGGGAAGCCAUUUUGAGCUUAGAUCGAAACUCCUUUGUGGAUUCGGUAAAAACGUGGCUGUACCCAUCUCUGAAGGUGACAACCUCGUGGAAAGAUUAUCCUGAUAUCGCAUCAACUUUUGCAACAACAGGAUCGGUUGUUGCUGCUUUGAGCUUUUCUGAUGAUUGAACUAAUGUAAAAUUGACCAGGUGAAUCAAUUGCAUAUUAACUGUGACGGGCUUGUUUCAUUGUAACCAUAUCUCAGUACAAUAAUUUAAGUUAUGGCAUUGGUUGAAAAAUUACCAUUUCUCUUUUCCCCAUUUUUCAACUAUCACGGGUUGUCUUACUGGUCUUUGCCUUGCUCUAAAUUGAGAUAAUGGAAUAAAUUUACACACUAGUUU